AUAUUGUAAUAUUGAUGUGAAUUAUUGCCACAUUUCUUAAUUCUUAUUGACAGUUGACACUUCAUUGACAACUGACAAGUCGUGUCAACUAUCACACGAAGUGAAGUUCUCAAUCAAAUUACGGAAAUUGUAUAUUUAUUUUCUUUUAUAAAGUUAGAAAUCAGCCAAUACUACCUCGUUUUAUGUGGUAAAUUAGCUAUAAUUAUUGAAAAGAAUGACUACCUCAACUCCUGAUGGUGCAGAUAAUUACGAUCAGUUUGAUGACGACGAUACUGAACAGCAACUGGGUGCAACAGCAUCUGGUCGGAAAAGGCUAUUUAGUAAGGAAUUACGAUGUAUGAUGUACGGUUUUGGAGAUGAUCAAAAUCCCUAUACAGAGAGUGUAGACUUUCUAGAAGACUUAGUUGUAGAAUUUAUUACAGAAACCACACAUAGAGCAAUGGAAGUGGGUAGGACUGGUCGAGUACAAGUAGAAGACAUAAUAUUUUUAGUACGUAAAGAUCCUCGCAAAUAUGCUCGAGUUAAAGAUCUACUUACAAUGAAUGAAGAGCUCAAAAAAGCAAGAAAAGCUUUUGAUGAAGUCAAAUAUGUUGAAGACCAACAGUAACAAUGUGACCAUGCCAAACAACAGACGCCAUGCUUCUAGACUGAUGCAAAAUAACAUUAGGAUUCAAGAAGCUCUCAAGCAAGAGGAUCACUUUUGUUUUUAGCUGACAUUCCUGUGUUACAUCUAAUUAUAAUAAAAACAUUGUUAUUAACUUUUAUUGUGAUGUAAAAAAAGGCUAACACUGUUUUUAACUGACUUUAAAAUAUAGGAGGCAGUUCUCAAUUCAAAUGUAUUUUUAUAAUAAACACAAACAAAAAAAUA
Manduca sexta (tobacco hornworm) is the source of this 868-nucleotide messenger RNA. Its product is annotated as transcription initiation factor TFIID subunit 13-like. Gene Ontology annotation, molecular function: protein heterodimerization activity. Gene Ontology annotation, biological process: transcription by RNA polymerase II. The transcript has 5 exons. The record is from RefSeq and is a predicted model, not a curated record. NCBI's taxonomy places the organism in Eukaryota, Metazoa, Arthropoda, Insecta, Lepidoptera, Sphingidae. Gene Ontology annotation, cellular component: transcription factor TFIID complex. The coding region runs from base 215 to 607 and encodes 130 amino acids.